Molecule: messenger RNA, 708 nt
Organism: Elephantulus edwardii (Cape elephant shrew)
Lineage: Eukaryota; Metazoa; Chordata; Mammalia; Macroscelidea; Macroscelididae
Product: killer cell lectin-like receptor 5-like
Exons: 6
Coding region: 1-708 (235 amino acids)
Source: RefSeq, a predicted model, not a curated record
AUGAGUGAUCAGGAAGUUACUUAUUCAGCACUGAGAUUUCUUCAGUCCUCUUCAGAGUCACAGAAUAAAGUAAGAUCUGCUGGUACUCAGGGACCAGGGGAAACAGGACAAAAAGAGUUUUCAGUGCCCUGGCGUCUCACGGCGAUAACUCUGGGGGUUCUCUCUUUGUUUCUAUUGAUGACAGUUGCUGUGUUGGGGAGUAUGGUUUUUCAGCAUAUUCAAGAAAAACAUUACCAGGAGGAAAUUCUACGAAAUCUUAGUCAAAAUUGCCACAAUAUGCAAAACGAUAGCUAUAUGAAGGAGCAGAAGAAAGUUGAUUCAUUAGUUGUAAAAAAGAACAGAUGCAGACUUGAGGAAUAUAGAUGGUCUUGUUGUGGAAUAAACUGUUAUUACUUUACCACUGAACAUAAUACCUGGAAAGGAUGUUUGCAGAUUUGCCAACAUUACCAGUCAACCCUUUUGAAGAUAGAUGAUGAAGAGGAAAAGGUUUUCAUUCAAUCUCAGGCUUAUAAAGAUAUUUUCUGGAUUGGAUUAUCAUAUCACGAGAAAGAAAAAGAUUGGAAAUGGGUCGACAGCAGCAAGUCAUCUAACUACAAUUUUACUGAGAAAGGACACUGUGCAUUUUUAUCUUCAACAAGAAUAACAAGUAUGGACUGCUUUGAAACCUACAACUGUAUUUGUAAGAAGAAAAUUGAUUGUAUUUUCUGA